Molecule: messenger RNA, 5535 nt
Organism: Mesitornis unicolor (brown roatelo)
Lineage: Eukaryota; Metazoa; Chordata; Aves; Mesitornithiformes; Mesitornithidae
Gene: CEP295
Product: centrosomal protein 295kDa
Exons: 28
Coding region: 1-5535 (1844 amino acids)
Biological process (GO): regulation of centriole replication
Cellular component (GO): centriole; centrosome; cytosol
Source: RefSeq, a predicted model, not a curated record
AUGAAGAGGAAAGUUGCAAAAGUUGGGAAACUGAGGCUUAGUCCUAAUGAAGAAACCAUGCUUCUGAAAGAGGAAUACGAGAGAAGAAGAAAACUGAGGCUACAGCAAGUUAGAGAGCAACAGAAGUAUAUCGCUUUGCAGAUAAGGCAGAAAGUAAAGCAGAGGAGAGAAGAACAACUACAUCAGUUAGAGGAGGUGCUCAGAGCUGAAUGGCAGAAAGCACAGGAUGAAAAAAUGAAAGCCUUAGAGAAACUGUAUUUGUCAAGCUUAAGAGCGAUUGGUGAGGGUCACCGACAAGCCAAGGAGAACGAACCUGAUUUAGAAGCUCUGGCAAAGCAAGCAGAGGAAAGGAAACAAAGAGCAGAGAAGAGACAUAGGAAAGCCUUGAAAGAGCAGAAGUACCAAAAAGAAAAAUUACUUCGUGAGCAAGCCCGGCGAACAGAUGCACGUAAACACGCUCUGGAAGUGGAAAGAGAAAGAGCAGCCAAAGUUGCAAGCCUUCCGCCUCCUCCGCCACAUCCUCUUGAGAAUUUUGAAGUCAAAAAGCCUCCUGCAGUGAAGCUCUAUAGUGCUGACCACUUUUCUGUUACACAUUACCAUAUUUCCGAACCUUACGUGGACAAAGGAGUGGAUGGAGAGCAGCCAGAUGCUCGGUUAGCUGCUGAAGAAGAGGGGAAACGUUUGGAGGAACUAAACAGAGAGGUGGAGAGAGAGAGAAGAGAGCAGCUUGAGAAGGCAAAUCUCAGAGGAAGUCAGGCCUUGAAGAAGGUCCAUUUGGCUCAGGACAGGGAAAGGCUACUGAAGGAACUUGAGCAAAUGCAGAAUAUGGAUCGGAUGAGGAGAAGACAGAUUGUAGCCCAGAUGCCACCUCAACUUUUUGUGCCUCCCUACAAACAAAUGGAAAUAAAAGAUGAAUGGCAGAGAGAAUUGGAGUUUGCAUUUGAAGAUAUGUACAGUGAAGACAGGAAAAUGAAAGGAGACCUGAUUUUGCAGUUUGAGCCACAGCCUUUGCCAGCCUCUUCUGAUAGAUCUCAAGAUAAAGAUCUUGAUAUCUCAUUGGACCAAGAAUCUGCUUGUGACACUCAACCAGAAUCUGCUUGUGAUACUCAACAGGAAUCAGGGCAGAUGAUAGAAGAGGAGGUCCCCAGUGAAUCAGAAAAUCAUGAAGAAGCAAAAAAUCACCAACCUCAAUCAAAACUUGUCUUAAAGAAAUUGCUGAACAAGAUCAGAAGCCAAAAAGAAGAGUGGACAUCAAAAAGUGAGAAAGAGAUUCAAAGUGAAGUUGAGACUAUUGAAUCGGGCACAAUUACUAGCAAAGAGAGACCAUUAUGUGGUUCAAGACCUAACUAUGAGCAACAGGAAAAUACAGUAUGUGAAGCCAAAGAUUCUGUGGAAAUGUUGGAAAAUACAGGUGCAGCUGAAAAUUCAGUUCUAAUCCAUCCUCAAGAACAAGCAGCUAAAAUAAGAGUGGAAAAGGAGAGACAGAAGCGGAAUGAGCAAAUAGAGCAACAGAAGCAGGAACAGCUGGCCUUGCUUAAACAAGUUGAAGAAGAGAAAGCACGUUUGGAGGCUCGUUUUUGGCAGAUCCAAAUGCAGACAUGUUUGGAGGAGGCCAAGGGAAAAAAAGAGGAGGAAGAGCAAGGUCAGGUGGUACACAGUGCUCCUUCUGCAGAUCAUCAGGAGAAUGUGGAACAUGAGACUGGAAAUACUACUGUACUGGAAACCAGGAGUCCUAGAGAAGAUGGCCAUUUACAGAAGAUUCGUAAUUAUCAACAACACCUUCUACAGCAAAAUAGGCUGCACAAACAGACCAUUGAACAAGCUAGAAAGCGUCUACAGCAAUAUCAGAAUAAAUUGAAGCAAAGAUACUUGUCUACUCCUGCAGCACCUCCGAGCUCUGUGGAAACAAAUUCAAUUAAUUUAAAGCCCAUCUCAGAACCACUCCUAGAGAGAGGAGGAGAGCAACCAACACAGUACCAGUCCUCUGAACACGUUCAUGCACAAGGGUGUGCACCAUCACCACCUGCAUUUUCAGGAACACUGCAUAUGUUGGAAAAACUGCCUUCACAGAAACGUGAAGAGCAAAUGCGUAACGUUUGUCCUGCUGGACACGUGCAGUUUUUAGAAGCAUCAAAAAUGAAGCGUGGAGAGUUCAGCUUGCCACGUGGCUGUCCUUCACAGGAACAAGUGGGAAUGUUGGAAACCUCCAGUAAUCACAUCAGGGAAACAUGCGUACAAACUGUUAAAUUUCUUUUGCCUGCAGAAGAUUCCUCUCAGCCUUCAGAAACAGUGCACUUUAAAGAGUCAUCUCAGAAGAUGUCUAACCAUCAGACUGAGACAGAAGCAGGAGAAGAGCCUUUGCUUAAGGCACCCCUCAUACCAGCAGCAAAGGGAUCUCCUGUAGUUCAGGCAGCCUCAGCUCAUCCUUUGGCGUAUUGGCAGGGAUCUGCAGAGAGCACCGUCAAAACAAGCCUUGAACAACCCCGCAGUCUUUCUGAACGCAUGACUUUAUCUCAUGAAGAAUCUAAAGCCCAGGACAGUGAAGAUUUCUUGAUAUCGAAGACAGGAGAUGCAUCUUUGUUAAAUUAUUCUGGUAUAAUUAAUUUAAGGGACAGACUGUUGGCCUCAUCAGAGAGCAUCCAAGCUCAGCAAAAGUAUUUGAAAGAAUUGCAAGAGCAGCUAGAUAGACAAAGAGAAGCCCUUCUUUCUAGGCAGAAAGUACAAGAACAACUACUUUUAUGGAAGCAAGAUAAAUUGAAGGAACAGAUGCAGAGACAGCAAGAGGCUUUGAAAGGAUUUCUGAACAGGCAGGUGAGACAAAUCUGCACAAAUGAAGGAAUGACAGAGGCACGAAAGCCUGACCGGAUUGAUAGGACUGACUUUUUGCAAGUCUCAGAGAACUAUCAGCAAGAGAAUUGUGGCAGGAGUACGUUUCAUGGAAGUGAAAUGACUUCACCGUGCAUUGGUCCAACUGAGCGCACUGAACAGUCUGAGAAAGUUCUGUGUAGAGAACAGAAGUGGAGAUCUUCCAAACCACCUGUGACGAAAGUCAAGUUAGGCCUUGAUUUGGAACAGCAUGAACUUAGUGUUAUACCAGAGGUGGACACACCAAAGAGUUGCAACAUUUCUUUUGCAGGUAAAACGGGUUCUCUUGGUGGAGAAGCUUCUCCUGUUUCAACCACUGAGGAGUUUGCGCAUGUAAAAAGCUACAGUCGUGUUCCUCCUGAAGAAAGCAGGUUACCUUCGAGCAUAACAAACUGUGAGGAACAGAUGCCAAAUGGAAGCCCAAGGCAAAGUAAACAGUCAAAUAGCUUAUUACAAGAGGUGCUGAUGAUGACUGCUGAAAAUUCGUGUGGUUCAGCCCAGUCACAGGAUUCUGAAGUGUCCCAAGAUUCACCAGGUUUUGCAGCCGAAAUUAGAGAGGGAGUUACAACGCGUUCUGGACCAUCAUUCCGACUUGAUAAUAUGGAAGUACUUUCUAAAGUAGUGUCCACGAACUUAGGUUCAGAGUCCUUCAUGCAAGGAGCACCCUGUGACUUAUCUUCUAUUUCCACUGGAAGCCUUUUGACUAGUGAAACCUCGGAUUUUAGCCCUGUUGAUGCUGGAUUGUCUUCUGCUGGUACGGAAGGUCGAAUUUUGAGAGAAACAGCAGGCCGCCCUUGGAACUCCUCUCUGCUUUUUGCCGUGCGACGGAGGCAAGAGAAUUUGUCUGGUGCAUCUGAAACUGGAAGAGAGAUGCAUCAUCGUAAAGGAAGUCGGAUACAGCAGAUCUUAGGGAAAAGUAUUGAAAACUUGAACUCCUUCUCAGAGGACAAUACACGUUUCCAAGCUCUAGCAGCUGAACUUGAUUUUCCUGAAAUGGAGAGACAUUUUCCAGACUUACGUCAACAGCUCUUUCAGCCUUUGGAACCGAGUCUUGACUCUGAUACUUCAUCAUCCUGUUCUCAAUACAGAAUUUCACAAGACAGUAGAGAAUUUAGCAAGACUUCAAAAUUUUCGAGAGCAAGUCAAGACAUGUCUGCAUUUCUAGAAGUGGGAAACUCCAGUUUGGAUAUACCAAGAGGCAAUCUGCCUUCUAGUCCUGAAACAAACAGGCCAAACAACCUUACGUCAGAAGAAGAGUCUGCUAAAGAUAACAUUACUCUGGGAUCUGAGGAAUCUUUUCACCCACUGCCACUGGAAUCUACUCUGAGCGAUCAGUGUCCAAAUGCUGAUCAGGUAAUGGACCUCAAUGCUGUGUUACCUUUUGAACAAACUUCUGAAAUUAAAGAGCAGGGCAAUGAGAACUGUAUCUCAUCUGCCAGAGAAUACGAAGAACUGGCGAGAAAUGUGGAAUGUAUUGAUCCGCAGUGUUCAGUGGAAGACCUGCAAAAUGAAAGUCUGAAUCCUCUGGAAGAGCAAAAAUCAUUUUAUGAGCUAAAUACCACACCAGUUCCAGUGGAUGAAGCUUUCCCUCAACACUUACUAAAAGAGACUGUGUCUUCUGAAAAAUUAUCUGUGAGAGCAUUCGGUAAGAAGUAUGUGAAGCUUCCUGAAAGAUCACUUCAUAUACAUGAAGCAAAUAAAGCUGUGGAGCUGGAUUCUCAGUGCAAUACAAGUAUUACAGAGCCAGAUCAAGGCUUUCCAGAAGUAAAAACGUCUUGGUGGGUUCCCAGAGAAACCAGCUUGGAAGACUCAGACAUCCAUUUACAGGCUGUUGUACAACAGAGUGGUUCAUUCCUGGAAAGACAAGAAAAACACUUCAAUUCUGUGCCCAGAAGCUCGUGUUGUAUCCCAGUCUGGGAGACUGACUUAAGGCGUGGUAUUAUGGAAGAGCCUGAACUCACUCCGAUAAGCUCAACUGACAUCAGUAUUGCAGAAUCAGAUAUUGAACAUACUAACCAAGAGAAAGUGAAGGAGGAUAAAAUCAAUAACCCAGCAUGUGUGAAUCCAUCUGAGUUUAAUGUUUUUACUGAGGAGAGAGAAUUUUUACCACUAGCUGCAGAUGUGGAGCAUUCAGUGGUGGUAAGGCCUGACCGUUCUUCCAAAGCCCAGAGUCCCGGUGACAGUCACUUCCCAUCACACCAGACUGCAGUGAUGCUGCUGGAGUUUAAUUCUACACCAGGAAGUUUGCAAGAAUCUUUUUUAAAAAGAAAGAAGAAUUUCAUCCAGAAAUCUCUGAAAAGAGUAGAAGAAAUAAAAAAUAAAGAGGCAGAAAAUGAGAAGCCAGAAGCCAGACAGUUUCAAAGAGCAAAGUCUGAGAAGUUAAGCAGGCCAAAGGAUUCUUUUUGUAUCUCUGGGAAAAAGGGCGCAGUUGUCAAUCAGUUGAAGAAAGUAGGAGAAGUGAAGGUGUCUUCUCCAGAGGACAGGAAGACUGGAGAAAUUGAAAUGCACCAGCGUACUUCAAGGCUUUAUAAUCAACUUGCAGAAGUAAAGGUCAGAAAGGAAGAAAAAACAAGGCAAGAAACUUACGCAAAAAACAGAGAAAAGGCUAAAGAGUUUCAGAAGAAAAUGCUGGAAAAACUACGAGCCAAGAAGACUUUGAAAGCACCAUGA